Messenger RNA from Acaulospora colombiana, 281 nucleotides. The record is from the annotation of a GenBank genome assembly. NCBI's taxonomy places the organism in Eukaryota, Fungi, Glomeromycota, Glomeromycetes, Diversisporales, Acaulosporaceae.
AUGAUCCGGAAUAUAGUAGACUGUGGGUCAUAUGGGUAAACUCAGUUUCAGUACUUCUCAGAACCUAUAGUGAUGUUCAACAUGAAGCAAACAAAGUAACCUUUGAAGGCCUAUACCAUCAGGCUUGUCGGGACAAGGUGUUGAAAGUCCUUGCUGUUGCUCCUGGAGAAACGAGACGGGAUCUGGAUCUGGUGCAUGGUGAGAUCUAUUCACGUCGAUAUCUGAGGAACAUUCUCUGGUGCCAGGACCAUUCUGGAUUUGCAGACGUGGCUGCUUUGUAG